GGAUGAGGGCUAGACAUUGUUUUUGUCAAAGCUCCCCUAGAGAUUCUGAGGUACAGCCAGGAUUGAGAAGCAUUUCCCUAGAACAGAGGUCUCAAGUUUGGCACAUGUUAUAACCACUUGAGGAACUCUGAAAAAAUACUGCUAAAUGGGAUUAUGAUUUAAUUGACCCUGGGAUAAGUCUGGGCAUCAGGAUUUCUAAAAGCUUCCAAGAGCAUGUAAUGUGCAGCUCGGGAUGAGAACCAGUGCCCUAGACCAAGUACUUCAUUUCACAGAUGGGAACCUGAAGCCCAGAGGUGGGAAUGUAUUUGUCCAAGGUCAGACAGCAAAUGAAUGCAGAGUAUUCCUUUUCUCACCCUACAGGGCACAAAGCACCAGACUCCUUUAAUUGUAUCGCUGAUCAUUUGCUUCCAUACAGAUGAUCUUAUUUGACCCUCAUAACUUCUGGUGAGGUAGUGGGCAGUCAUUACCCCCAUCUUACAGCUGAGGAUGUCAAGGAACAAAACUGUCCAGGUGACUUGCCCAAGGUAAAGGCAAGAACCUAGAAUGCCCAGUUCCUGGUCCAGUGCUCUUUUAACCCCAUCCAUUGUCAUGUACACGUUCUAGAAUGAACAGGUCAAUGCCAGUGAGCUGGGUUCCAGGUGUAAAAGGGAGGGACUAUGAGGUGACAUUCUAGAAGGGCGGAGAGGGUAGGACAGAAGGCAGACAACUCUUCCCUCACAAACAGGGGCUUUAGAGAAGCCAUGUCCUAUUUCAUGUCUCCACAAACUCAUCCAGGUCUUCCGCCUUCCGGCCAAGGUGGGGCUGCUUCUCUGGGCUCAUCCCUUGGCCUCUAUAGUCCUGUAGAGCCAGUGGUGGUGGCCUGUGGUGGACAAGACCCACUGAGCCAGAAAGCUGAGCAGGUGACACCCGUUGCCCAGGGCCCGGCCCUGGCAGUGCCAGAAGCCAGGGGCUGCCCUGGGAGGGCUAGCUGGGAGCCACUGCGGCAGAAGUCCAGCCGGUACUGCCACAAAUUCGCCCACGUGAGGCAGCCGGAGAGCCGGGGCUGGGAGGAUGGCUGCUCCAGAAGCAGAGCUCCCUACCUGGGUGGCCCCAGCAGGCCUGGGCCCCUGCUGCUGUGUGGGCUGUCCUCUGAGACAGGAGGGAAGGAGGCCGGCUCCCAGCCCAUCUGCAUCCUUACCUUGGCCAUGAUGAUCGCUGGCAUCCCCACCGUGCCUGUCCCAGGCCUACGGGAAGAGGACCUGAUCCGGGCAGCUCAAGCUUUCAUGAUGGCCCAUCCGGAGCCAGCAGGGGCUGUGGAGGGGGCACGGUGGCCCUAG
Molecule: messenger RNA, 1316 nt
Organism: Mesoplodon densirostris (Blainville's beaked whale)
Lineage: Eukaryota; Metazoa; Chordata; Mammalia; Artiodactyla; Ziphiidae
Gene: SPATA25
Product: spermatogenesis associated 25
Exons: 2
Coding region: 741-1316 (191 amino acids)
Biological process (GO): spermatogenesis
Source: RefSeq, a predicted model, not a curated record